GUUAACAUAAUAUCCAUUAUAAUUUCAUUUAUAAUUCUCUCUGAAUCUGUUCGUAUUCCUGAGUCUAAUGAGUCUAGUGCAUUUCGGUCGAUUAGAUCCCGGUUUAAUGAAUUAAAUGCGGAGAUAAGUCGACUGGCAGAGAGUUCAAAUCUACAGCAUAUAAAACCCUACGAUCUUAACUGCGCCGAAGCAACUGCCGGUUCAAAGCCCAGCGGAAUCUAUGAAAUUCUAAUUCCCCGCUACAGUAAAAACCCAUUUAAAGUGACCUGCGACGCAACGACUCAUGGAGGCGGUUGGACUGUCAUUUUAAAUCGAAUCGAUGGAAGUGAGAACUUUUACCGAAACUGGAACACUUACAAAAUGGGUUUUGGUGACUUGGAUGGUGAGUUCUUUUUAGGAUUGGACAAACUUCAUGCGCUGACUGCAGAGCACAGUCAGCAAUUGCUUGUGAUUCUGGAGGAUUUCGAAGGAACAGUACACAACGUAACUUACGAGAGAUUUGCAAUCUCAGGCGAAGACCAACAAUAUGGCUUAAAUACGUUGAGCAAAGGCAUUGGAACUGUUGCCGAUUCCCUCGCAUAUCAGUGGGGCAUGAAGUUUACCACCUAUGACCGCGAUAAUGAUAUCAGUUCAGGUAGAAACUGCGCUGAAGCUAAAACUGGCGCAGGUUGGUACCGAGAUUGCACAGCUAGCAACUUGAUGGGAACAUAUAAUUCGACCACUUGUGAUAAGGGCGUCACUUGGGAUGCAUUUCGAGGUUGCAGUUACUCUCUGAAGAGAGUCGUGAUGAUGAUUCGCCCAAGAAAGUAAUUACUUAAUCAC
Messenger RNA from Drosophila innubila, 822 nucleotides. Its product is annotated as ficolin-1-like. The record is from RefSeq and is a predicted model, not a curated record. Lineage: Eukaryota; Metazoa; Arthropoda; Insecta; Diptera; Drosophilidae. The transcript is spliced from 3 exons. The coding region runs from base 361 to 810 and encodes 149 amino acids.